AUGGCCAAUCCAUCACCCACCCCUCCCAACCCUUCUCCCACCACCCAUUCGAGUGCUCAUCACUUUAUCUCCCUCAAACUCACUUCGAAAAAUUAUGUGUUUUGGUGCACUCAAAUUGUGUCGUACCUCACAGGCCAACGCCUCCUUAACUAUGUCACUGGUGACUUCCGUUGCCCUCAGGACCCCGUCAAAGCCAAAACUUUGCGUGAACAGGAUGCAUCCAUUAUGAGUCUUCUCAUCGCCUCCCUCUCUGAUGAGGCCCUCUCUCUCGCCGUUGGACGGACCACUAGUAAGGAAAUAUGGGAUGCCCAAUAUGCAUCCUUUAGCUCUCCCUCUACCACAUGGAUCCUGUCACUCAACAUCUCUCUUCAAAAUCUGGUUCACAAACCAGACGAGACCAUCACUCAGUUUCUCCAUCGAGUAAAGUCCCUCUCUGAUGAACUAGCAGUUGCAGGGAAGCCGCUACCUCAAGAAGAUUUCAACAUCCAUGUCUUUCUUGCUCUCCGAACUAACUACCAGGCCCUCGCCUCCAUCAUGAUGGCGCAAAAGGAGCCAAUCUCCUAUAAUGAUAUGCAUGGCCUUCUCAUGAGCCAUGAGACUUUGAUCCAAUCUUGUCUCCCCAUCAUCGAUCCUGCAGCUGAAGCCUCAGCUCAUGUUGCUUAUCCAAAUCGUGGACCACCCACUCAAUCCAAUGGUGGUCGUGAUACUUCAUCCUCAAGAGGCCGUGGUCGUGGUCGUGGUUUUGGGCGCUCCAAUGCUUUUGCCCACAAUCCCUGCACAAUAUGUGGUCGCACCAACCAUCAAACAGAAACCUGCUACUAUCGGCAAUAG
This is a messenger RNA of Macadamia integrifolia, 831 nucleotides long. RefSeq lists its product as uncharacterized. The record is from RefSeq and is a predicted model, not a curated record. The transcript has a single exon. The coding region runs from base 1 to 831 and encodes 276 amino acids. NCBI's taxonomy places the organism in Eukaryota, Viridiplantae, Streptophyta, Magnoliopsida, Proteales, Proteaceae.